AUGCAAGAAAAACAAGAUGGUCAGGCUGAUUUGUUAACUCAAUUUAUGACAGAAACGAGGGCAUUUAUUCGAAGCUUGGAAACUCAGAUUGGACAGUUGGCCACGUUAAUGGCAAACCAAGCUCAAGGGAACUUGCCAAGCACUACUGAAGUGACUCCGAAGGGAAAUCUUAAUGAACAAUGUCAGGCUAUUACCUUGAGGAGCGGAUCAGUGUAUAAGGGACCAAGUAUGAAGAAAAAAGUUGAGCAGAAGAUGGAUCAACAGGCACCUACUAUUGAGGACAAGAAGACUAGAGAAGAGAAGGUUACUGAGAAUCCUCUAGCAAGAGAAGUGGUACCUCCGGUGUCUAUAGAUCAUCACAUCAAAAUUCCAUAUCCACAGAGACUCCAAAAGAACCGUCUUGACAAGCAAUUUGCAAAGUUCUUAGAGGUAUUCAAGAGGUUGCAUAUCAACAUUCCCUUUGCAGAAGCAGUAGAACAGAUGCCCAGUUACGUUAAAUUUAUGAAAGAUAUCUUAUCAAAGAAGAGAAAGAUGGAGGAUUACGAAACUGUGGCAUUGGCCGAAGAGUGUAGUGCUAUUCUACAAAGGAAGCUUCCACAGAAGUUGAGGGAUCCUGGAAGUUUCACAAUCCCAUGCACAAUUGGUAACUUUGAGUCAUAUCGAUCAUUCAUUCAUCCGAGGGGGAUCAUAGAAGAUGUGUUAGUAAAGUUCGAUAAGUUCAUCUUCCCAGCAAAUUUUAUGGUUUUGGAUAUGGAGGAAGAUACAAACGUGCCAAUUAUUCUCGGAAGGCCAAUUUUAGCAACUGGUAUGGCCUUAAUAGAUGUGCAAAAAUGUGAGUUGAAGUUGCAAGUGCAAAAAGAAGAGGUAACAUUUAAUGUUUUUGCAGCAAUGAAGGUUCCAACUUGUUGUUGA
Molecule: messenger RNA, 912 nt
Organism: Humulus lupulus (European hop)
Lineage: Eukaryota; Viridiplantae; Streptophyta; Magnoliopsida; Rosales; Cannabaceae
Exons: 2
Coding region: 1-912 (303 amino acids)
Source: RefSeq, a predicted model, not a curated record